This is a messenger RNA of Helianthus annuus (common sunflower), 1662 nucleotides long. Its product is annotated as O-acyltransferase WSD1. The transcript has 7 exons. The coding region runs from base 24 to 1451 and encodes 475 amino acids. The record is from RefSeq and is a predicted model, not a curated record. Gene Ontology annotation, cellular component: plasma membrane. Lineage: Eukaryota; Viridiplantae; Streptophyta; Magnoliopsida; Asterales; Asteraceae. Gene Ontology annotation, biological process: triglyceride biosynthetic process. Gene Ontology annotation, molecular function: long-chain-alcohol O-fatty-acyltransferase activity; diacylglycerol O-acyltransferase activity.
UUUUAACUAUAGCAAAAAAGUUCAUGGAUGCCAUACAAGAUUUUAACACUCUUGGAAGUAUUAGAACCACCAAAUAUGGAGAAACAUUUGAGGGUUUCAAGAAGGGAGAGGACGACGAGGAACCACUAAGUCCUAUGGCUCAGUUGCUUCAUGAGCCUGGUUCUAAUAUGUAUAUCAUUUGUUUCAUCGGGUUAAAAACAAAAAUUCGUCCUGAUGUAAUCAAGGAAAAUUUGGUGAAUGCUGUCGUUAAAAAUCGUCGAUUUUCAAGCUUGCAGGUAAGGGACAAGGCAAACGGUAGCAUGAAAUGGAUUCCAACACAUGUAAACAUAGAUGACCAUGUCAUUAUAGCGGAACUAGAUCCUAACAUAAAAUCACCCGACAAAUUUGUUGAAAAUUACAUCUUAAAUCUCAGUAGAUCAGGUAUUGAAAGCACAAAACCCUUGUGGGAUUUCCAUCUCAUCGACGUUAAAACGUCAGAAGCCGAAGGCACAUGUAUCUUUCGUUGCCAUCAUUCCAUUGGUGAUGGAAUGUCCUUGACGAAUCUCCUAAUGUCUUGUACACGUAAAGUCUCUGAUCCGGAUUCUGUACCUACUAUUCCUGGUAUGGACAGGUUGGGUGCGGCUAAAGUUGCUAAUCUUUGGUCAAGACUUGGUGUUUUUUGGAAUACUUUUGUUGCUCUUUUGAUGUUUGCGUUGACUGGACUGUUCCUAGAAGACACAAAAUCCCCAAUUAAAGGCUCAAAAGGUGUGGAGGGUAGGCCAAGACGAUUUGUCACUCGAAGUGUAAGCCUUGAGGACAUUAAGUUUGUAAAAAGAGCUAUGAAUGUGACAUUUACCGACGUAGUUCUUGGAGUCACACAAGCAGCAAUGUAUCGCUACAUACGUGAGAGAUAUAAUGAUAAAAAUAUGGAUAGUCCUCAUAACAUGCGCAUUCGUGCCACCAUUCCGUUUAACCUUCGAACCACCAUGAAGAUUGAUGAUUUCACGCAUAAGGAUAAUGGCACAUGGGGAAACAAGAUUGGGUAUUUAUUACUUCCAUUCGAUAUCCGAUUCAAAAAAGAUCCUUUAGAUUAUGUUCGACAUGCAAAUUCCACAAUGAAACGCAAGAAGGCUUCCUUGGAGCCCUUGUUCACUUAUUACUUUACUAAGUUAGUCCUAAUGUUGUUUGGCACAAAGGUUACAGGGGAAUUGACUCAUAAAGUUGUGCAUAAAACAACACUAAUAUUUAGUAAUAUCCCUGGACCGCAAGAUGAAAUCACCCUUUUUGGACAUAAAGUUGCAUACCUUGCUCCUAGUUGUUAUGGGCAACCAUAUGCACUAAUGAUUAAUGUGGUGAGUUACAUGGACAAAGUAAUGUUUGUCAUGUCAGUUGAUGAAGAAACGAUACCAGACCCUCAAAAACUUUGUGAUGCUUUUGAAGAAUCCCUUCGCAACAUCAAAGCUUCUGCUUAAACCGCAUAAUGUCAAAUAAAUAAGCUAAGUGGGAUUAUAUAUAACUAUUGAUGCAUAAGUACGUAUAAGCAUGAAAUCACUAGGGAAAACUUCAUACGUUCACGGUGAUAUGAAUUUGUGUGUAAUCCAUGAAGUAUGACACACAUCAAAAGCAAAAACAAUAAAGAGAAACUAUGUGAGAAAAUUGAAGGUCCAUGAGAUGGAUCGAUUA